AUGAAUGCAGGGUUCGAAGCCGUCCGCGAAGAGCCCACCGCAGGAAAGAAGCCUGUCAAGUAUUGGCGCCUGACAGAAGAGGCCGUCACCAACAGCAUCCAAUCUACAACGCGCUACCGGAAACAGACGAAUUACAAGAAGUGGGUGGCGUCGGAUUCGCUGCACCGCAGCGUCAGCGGUCAGGAGCUAUGGGGGGGGGGGGGAAGGCGACGAGGUUCACUGCGCUUGUAG
Messenger RNA from Aspergillus chevalieri, 231 nucleotides. RefSeq lists its product as uncharacterized. The transcript is spliced from 2 exons. Lineage: Eukaryota; Fungi; Ascomycota; Eurotiomycetes; Eurotiales; Aspergillaceae. The coding region runs from base 1 to 231 and encodes 76 amino acids. The record is from RefSeq and is a predicted model, not a curated record.